UUAAUUUAUAGGUUUGGAGGUCCAUUAUAAUAAUUCACGAUUAUACAAUUAUUGUACCGUCUAUGCCUGAUAAAAUGUGUGAUAUGCCGUUUAUGAAUCGUGUACCUAUUCUCAAUAUUCGCAUACUAUAUUUUGUUUUACUUAAUAUCAGCUGGUUAGAAUAUGGAUUCAAUGAUAUUAAAUAAAAAAAUGUACCUCCUGGAUGGCAGUUGUAUUAGUGGUAUUACACCUUAUGUAGACAUCAACAGUGUUAUGAAACAUCCACUUUGGGGAUCACAUUUGCUUUUAAACAAUGAAGAUAUUGUUAUUUGUGGCCAUAAAGAUUACAUUAGGGCUGGAGCUGAUUUUUUGACCACUAUCACAUACCAAGCAAGCAUUGAAGGUUUUCAAAAAUAUUUGAACCUAGAUUAUGAUCAGAGUUUUGAAUUAAUCAAGAAAUCUGUUAUGAUUUGUCGACGGGCAAUAAUAGAGGAAAAUGAAGAACGAAAUAUACAAAUAAUGGGAUCUGUUGGUCCGUAUGGUGCAUCAUUAUGCGAUUGUUCAGAAUAUAAUGGUAAUUAUAUAGACACUAUGAAUUUAAAAAAAUUAUAUGAUUGGCAUAAACCUCGAAUUCAAGCAUUAGUGGAAGCUGGAGUUGAUAUAAUUCUUUUUGAAACCAUACCUUCUGUCACUGAAGCUACUAUUUUGCUAAACAUACUGGCUGAAUUUCCAAAUCAAAAAGCAUGUUUAUCAUUUUCGUGUAAGGACGGAAAUUAUUUGAGUCAUGGUGAAGAAUUUUCAAGUGCUGUUGAAAUGUUCUGGUCGAAUAAUUACCGUAAACAAUUAAUUGCCAUUGGUAUGAACUGUUUACACCCAAAAUUUAUAACACCACUUUUGAUGUCGGUAAAGACUAAAAAUGUGAAUUUUAUUACUUACCCAAACGGAGGUGGCAUCUGGGAUGUUGCUAAAAAUUGUUAUGAUGAUACACAAAUAUAUAAAGUUUCUAUCGAUGAUCUUAAGAUAUGGAAUCAAAUAGGAUUGAAAAUAUUUGGAGGCUGUUGUAAAACUGAUGCUAUUGAAAUAGCACGCCUGAGAAGUUUAAUAGAUGAUCUACUUUUAUAAUACAAUUUUAAUAAAUUUAUUAUUUGUGUGAUUUA
Molecule: messenger RNA, 1136 nt
Organism: Melanaphis sacchari
Lineage: Eukaryota; Metazoa; Arthropoda; Insecta; Hemiptera; Aphididae
Product: homocysteine S-methyltransferase 1-like
Exons: 6
Coding region: 163-1101 (312 amino acids)
Biological process (GO): S-methylmethionine cycle
Molecular function (GO): S-adenosylmethionine-homocysteine S-methyltransferase activity
Source: RefSeq, a predicted model, not a curated record